Exophiala xenobiotica is the source of this 678-nucleotide messenger RNA. RefSeq lists its product as uncharacterized. NCBI's taxonomy places the organism in Eukaryota, Fungi, Ascomycota, Eurotiomycetes, Chaetothyriales, Herpotrichiellaceae. Gene Ontology annotation, molecular function: protein binding. The record is from RefSeq and is a predicted model, not a curated record. The coding region runs from base 1 to 678 and encodes 225 amino acids. The transcript is spliced from 2 exons.
AUGGCUCCAACAUCGUCGAUGCUCGGAAAGCGCGACGGGCCCGGCGGCACCUCAGAAUCGAGUAAGCGCGCCAGAAUUGUGAUUGAGGUGGUACCAGACGGUGAUGUUAUCCUGAAGGUCGGCAAGGGAGACGAGGUUGUAGACUUAAGAGUCUCAGGAGCCAUCAUCGGCCUCGCUUCCGAGUAUUUUGCAAAAGUGUUAUCGUCAUCUUUCGAGGAAGGCCUUUCAAAAGUAAUCCAGCUUAGGGAUGAUGAUCCAGAGGUCAUUGAGGAUUUCUGCUACAUUGUUCACCACAGAAUGGACAGUCUCAACCACUGCGAUGGCCAACACCUCCUGAAGCUGUCCCUGACGGCAGACGCACGUUUCUGUACGAAGACAUUGAAACCAUGGGUUGCCACUAGGCUCUUUGAUGUCAUGAAGCUGGUGGAAAGAGCGUCAGACGAGCUUGGCACGUGCGAAGAGCCCAGUUACAUACAUAACCACAAGCUGCUUGGCCUCCAGAUCGAGGAGGUUGUGGAGAUCGCUGCAGUUUUUCGCAUGGACGAUCUGUUCUGGCAGGCAACGCGAAUCGCUAUCUACCAGUCUGAUUGUCGUCCGAGUGAUGGCGAGUCCAAGCAAACCAUAUCAACCAUGCAGUCAGCAGGAGCCAAUAACCUCGACCUCAAUGGUGCUCGAUAA